CAUCUUCAACUUAUUCGUAACAAAAGAGAGAGAAAAGAAAAGGAGAGAAAAAGAAGAACACAAAACAUCCAUACCUUCCAGGUUCUUACUAUUCAUCUCUUACAAUUGUACGAAGUACAUGAUGACGAUAAUAGUAAUAACAACACUAAUGCCUAUCCUCUAAGCUGGGCGGCAAUGAUGCGGCGAAUUCUAAUCAUCGCAGGCGCACCGGAUAAUCAUACGCUUUGUUGGAAAGAGUCAGAUCUAUUAAACCAAUUCUUAGAACCUAUUGCUAAUUUCGCUCAACUCGAUGGCUCAUUAGUCGAUACAGCUACAAAUAUAGCUCCGGGAUCAGUACUCGAUAUUCCACUAUGGAGAUCAAUCCCACUCGAAAGAACUACUUUGCCCACAGGCUUCUCUCAGCUUCACCAAGUAGGAGAUAGCUAUCGUGGAAGUGAAGGCUUUUUUGCUGCUCUUCCAGUCACUUCAAAAUCAGCCUUAGAUUGGACACCAGCCGAUAGGACAAGCCAGGAAAUCAUGAACCACUUCUAUGACCACUCCUUGGAUAUCCACGACAACAUAUCGGCAGACAUAUCCUCAUCUCAGUUGCCGUCUCUGAGCUUCAGCACCGACGAGUCCUCCUUAGCUACUACAGAGGAAAGGAGCAUUCGUGACUCUUUUCAGGGUAAUACUUCUUUUUCAACUGUCCAGAGACCGUCAUCUACCAUUCAUUCAGCCCAUCUAAGCGACCUCGAGGAUGUACCAAGUGCCUCAUAUUUACAAUCCAUCGCCCCACAGACGAUGACGGUGAACCUCGUCGUUGGCAUCAUCUCCAUCGCUGAGCCACGUACCGUAAAAACCAGAUGGGGGUCCACCAAGUCCUUGGUCGAGCUUCUGGUAGGCGAUGAUACCAAAUCUGGGUUUAGUAUCACCUUUUGGUUAUCAUCAGAACACAAUGAGCCAUCUACCAAGACUAUUAGAGAGCUUCGCAGGCAAGACAUUGUGCUUCUCCGAAACGUUGCCUUGAGUGUCUUUAUGAAGAAGGUCCACGGCCAUAGCCUAAGAAAGGGCCUUACUAAAGUUGACCUACUUCAUCGGAGAAAAUUAGACAGGACUGAUCAUGGCGGCCUAUAUAGUCGAAAACAAGUCAUGUCGAAAACCUCGGCCCAGCCCCAGCUGUUAAAAACACGUAAAGUACAGGAAUGGGUCAUGAAUUUCGUUGGCGGCGGUGGUGGUGGCACAGCUCUUGGGAAGAGAAAGCAGAACGGGAAACCAAUAAGGAGUUGGGAUAUGCCACCAGAGGAUACACAGUAACUCCUCAUAUUAAACGGUCGCUUUAGGUUAGUCGCCUUCUUGCUGUAUUCAAAAGUCGAAAUUUUCGAGUCACCGAUUGUCAUAUCUUCGUUCCAAGCCUUAGUCCAGGCUUGGGUUAGUCAGAAGAAUUUCAACCAUGAUCAUAACAUCCACCACUACCUACCUACCUACCUGCCUGCCUAUCCACUUAAGAAAUUCCAAAGUUAUUGUAGUGCGGGCAGGAUUCUCUAGCUGGUGUUACAGGUAUAGAUGGUAGGAUUCUACUAAAAUUCAUUAAGGAUAUUUUCGAUGUCUGCAAAGUUGUCGAGCUUAGGCAUGGACAAUCACAUACCUAGUAUGGUAUUGCAGUCAUCCUCGGCUACCAAGCAAUUGGCAACGCCAAAUAAAAGAAGUGAAAUAUUAAUGAUUAACAUUGUAUCAUGGGUACACAACCAAUUCCACUAAUAUAGCCAACUAAGUAUGUCUGCAACUUCAAUGUAUAUGACUCGACAUUAUCAUUUCAUAAAGAGCAGAGAUUCUUCCCAUACCUUCACGAGACAGCAGGUGGUUGUCGUAGCACCUCCGUGGACGUCAGGUAACGACGUG
Molecule: messenger RNA, 1878 nt
Organism: Hypoxylon fragiforme
Lineage: Eukaryota; Fungi; Ascomycota; Sordariomycetes; Xylariales; Hypoxylaceae
Exons: 1
Coding region: 175-1293 (372 amino acids)
Source: RefSeq, a predicted model, not a curated record